AUGUCACCAGCUCACACGGAUACUAAACAGUCUGGAGCAGCCAGAGUAUUUGGAUCUGCAAGUGCAGGGAUAUGUGAGAUCGCCGUCUUUCACCCGGUGGAUACCAUUACCAAGAGAUUGAUGUCAAACCAAGGAAAGAUUACAUCUGCUAGCCAAUUAAACACGGUUAUCUUUAGAGAGCACGCAUCAAAAGCAUUAUCAUCUAGGUUAUUCACCUUGUUUCCAGGAUUGGGUUAUGCCGCAUGCUACAAAAUUUUGCAAAGAGUCUACAAGUAUGGAGGUCAACCGUUUGCAAAUGAGUUCUUAACUAAGAAUUUCAGAGACAAUUACGAGGCUUGGUUUGGUCCUAAAACUGGUAAGGCCUUGUUAUCUGCUAGUGCAGGAUCUUUGAUUGGUAUUGGGGAGGUUGUUUUAUUACCGUUGGAUGUUUUAAAAAUCAAGCGUCAAACUAAUCCUGAAUCUUUUCGUGGUAGAGGUUUCAUUAAAGUGUUGAGAGAUGAAGGCUUUGGUUUGUAUAGAGGUUGGGGCUGGACUGCGGCUAGAAAUGCACCUGGAUCAUUUGCAUUGUUUGGAGGUAAUUCAUUUGCAAAGGAAUACAUCUUUGGUUUGAAGGAUUAUUCUACAGCAACAUGGACUCAAAAUUUUAUCACUUCGAUCUUCGGUGCCUCUGCUUCAUUAAUUGUGUCUGCUCCUCUUGAUGUGAUCAAAACAAGGAUUCAAAACAGGAACUUCGACAAUCCGGAAUCGGGUUUUACAAUUUUAAAGAAUAUGGCUAAAAACGAAGGGAUAACAUCCUUUUUCAAGGGUUUAACUCCUAAGUUGUUGACAACUGGCCCAAAAUUAGUUUUUUCGUUUGCCUUAGCUCAAACUUUGAUUCCUGCUUUUGAUAAACUUAUUAGGUAG
Messenger RNA from Priceomyces carsonii, 903 nucleotides. RefSeq names its product Yhm1p (gene YHM1). Gene Ontology annotation, cellular component: mitochondrion. The transcript has a single exon. NCBI's taxonomy places the organism in Eukaryota, Fungi, Ascomycota, Pichiomycetes, Serinales, Debaryomycetaceae. The record is from RefSeq and is a predicted model, not a curated record. Bases 1 to 903 code for a protein of 300 amino acids. Gene Ontology annotation, molecular function: guanine nucleotide transmembrane transporter activity.